AUGCUACGGUUCGGAUCUUCUUGGUCCACCCGCGAUGCGCAAACGAAGGAGUUUGGAUUACGCUCCCAGGUUCUCUCCACGAAUCAAGUGUUGCAAAGUCCCACAGCAAAUGUAGCGCAUUCCGCUGCAGAACAUUCCAAUAUUGGAUCAGCUGGAGACACACAUUUACUGGCUGUGAUUAAGGAAGGCGCAGAUAACCAGACGAGCGAAUCAUCCAUGGCGUCUUUCAUAAAUACAAUUAAUGCCCGGUCCAAAGGGCCAUUCAGACCAAGAGCAGUGCAUAAAGGGACAACAAACUACCAGCUGAGACAGUUCGCAGAAGCUACUCUUGGAAGUGGAAGUCUGAGGAAGGCAGUAAAAUUGCCUGAAGGUGAAGACUUGAACGAGUGGCUUGCAGUGAAUGUUGUGGAUUUUUAUAACCAGAUCAACCUGCUCUACGGAUCAAUUACGGAGUUCUGCUCUCCCCAAUCAUGCCCUGAAAUGAAGGCUACAGAUGAAUUCGAGUAUUUGUGGCAGGAUUCGGAGAACUACAAACGGCCCACGAAAAUGCCCGCUCCGCAAUACGUUGAGCACUUGAUGGCUUGGGUUCAGAGCAACAUUGAUAACGAGCAAAUGUUUCCCAGCCGAAUCGGCGUCCCCUUCCCAAAAACGUUCACCAGUCUCUUGCGCCAACUCUUCAAGCGGCUCUACAGAGUAUAUGCUCAUAUCUACUGCCACCACUAUCCGGUGAUUGUGCAUCUGGGCCUAGAGCCCCACCUUAACACAAGCUUCAAGCAUUAUGUGCUCUUUGUUGACGAGCACAGCUUGGCCAGCGGGAAGGACUUUUGGGGCCCACUGGGUGAUCUGGUUGAGAGUAUGCUUCGCAGUGACUAA
Paracoccidioides brasiliensis Pb18 is the source of this 873-nucleotide messenger RNA. RefSeq lists its product as uncharacterized. Gene Ontology annotation, biological process: cell division; positive regulation of protein phosphorylation; signal transduction. The transcript is spliced from 7 exons. Gene Ontology annotation, cellular component: nucleus; cytoplasm. Gene Ontology annotation, molecular function: protein kinase activator activity. Bases 1 to 873 code for a protein of 290 amino acids. The record is from RefSeq and is a predicted model, not a curated record.